Hippocampus zosterae (dwarf seahorse) is the source of this 4094-nucleotide messenger RNA. It is a transcript of the gene cntn5, whose product is annotated as contactin 5. Gene Ontology annotation, molecular function: protein binding. The record is from RefSeq and is a predicted model, not a curated record. The transcript is spliced from 25 exons. Bases 387 to 3686 code for a protein of 1099 amino acids. Gene Ontology annotation, biological process: cell-cell adhesion. Lineage: Eukaryota; Metazoa; Chordata; Actinopteri; Syngnathiformes; Syngnathidae.
UCCCUCUCUCCCUCCCUCCCUCAAUCAGGCAGUCAAUCCGCCGCUGGGAUGCAACCCUGCAGUGGGGCUCCAGCGGGCUCCAGCGAGAGAAGCUGACGAACAAGCAGACUUGAACUAAGACCGCCACAACCGGAACCCAAAGUGGAUGAGAGCUCUUCUCCUACUUCGGGAAUGGAUAUCGGCACCCGCUGAGCAGCUUGUCGGACUUCUCUGGACAUUUUCUUGGCCGGAAGCAGGACGCGACGGCGGCGGCGGCGGAGGAGGUUCGCACAAGAGCCGAGUAGCCCGGCGAACGGAGGCGGACCUUACCGCUGCUUUCCCGGCGCAGCUUGAAUGAAGAAGCAGAGCUGUUGACCUUCUCGCCGAAGGGACCCUCCUGGAAAAGUAUGGGGUCACCAUGGAAACCAAUUCUCCUCCUCUCUGUCAUCAGCGGCCUUUCAGAUUUCGGAGGAGCUGUGGCGGCGCGGCCCAUCUCGUACGCCGCCGUGCUACGGAUGAAAGCCGACGGCUCGUCGUCGCUGCUCAACCCCCGUGGACGAAACCGGCAGCAGCAUGGCGGCGGGCUGGAGGCGUCGCCCGAAUGGCCCGUCUUCGCCCGUCACCCGCAUCCGGCCCUCAGCCUCCUGGGCUCUCAGGAGGACUACAGAAGUAAAGAAAGCGACGAGUUUGGACCUAUUUUCCUCCAGGAGCCGGACGACGUGAUUUUCCCGUUGGACGGCCGCGACAACAAAGUGGUGAUGCACUGUGAGGCACGAGGGAACCCGCCGCCCACGUACAGCUGGUACAUCAACGGCACCCAGGUGGACACCGAAGCGAACUUCCGCUACAGGCUCGCCGAGGGCAAUUUGAUCAUCGGCAACGCGAGCGAGAACGCUGACUUUGGGACGUACCAGUGCCGCGCCGAGAACACGUUUGGCACCGUUCUGAGCCGGGAUGCUCAUCUACAGUUUGCAUACAUCGGAGAGUUCAACGCAAAGACCAGGGGUGGCGUGUCUGUGCGUGAAGGCCAAGGCGUCGUGCUCAUGUGCACGCCGCCGCCGCAUUCUCCAGAAAUCAUCUACAGCUGGGUGUUCAACGAGUUCCCGUCCUUCGUGGCCGAGGACAGCCGCCGCUUCAUCUCGCAGAUGACGGGCAAUCUCUACGUGUCCAAGGUGCAGCCGUCGGACGUGGGCAGCUACAUCUGCCUGCUCAAGAACACGGCCACCAACACCCGCGUGCUCAGCCCGCCCACGCCGCUCACACUCAGGACAGAUGGUGUCAUGGGUGAAUACGAGCCCAAAAUUGAGGUGCACUUCCCCACCUCUGUGCUGGCUGCCAGGGGCGUCACAGUCAGACUGGAGUGCUUCGCGUUGGGCAAUCCAGUGCCCACAAUCACCUGGAGGAAGAUCAACGGCAAUAUACCGAAAAAGGCUCGACUACGCAAGUCUCAGGCCGUCUUGGAGAUCCCCAACAUCCAGCUGGAGGACUCGGGAACGUACGAAUGCAAAGCCGAGAACCAGAGGGGAGGGACCGCUUUCAAGGGACAUCUGCAGGUCUACAUGCUGCCGCAGUGGGUGCGAAUGAUUAAUGACACUCAGCUGGAUAGUGGAGAGAAGCUCCAGUGGGAGUGCAAGGCCACGGGGAGGCCCCGGCCUACCUAUCGCUGGCUGCGUAACGGUUUGCCCUUGACGUCCCAGGGUCGAAUGGAGAUCGUGAACGGCGAGCUCUCGAUUAACAAGCUGCAGCUCGUGGACUCUGGAAUGUACCAGUGCGUGGCGGAAAAUAAGUACGGCGCCAUUUACUCCAACGCAGAACUCAAGAUUUUAGCGUCGGCGCCCGUCUUCGUGCCCAAUCCGGUGCGAGUCAUCGCCACGCUGGGCAAGGACGCUUUCAUCGAGUGCAAACCUCGGGCGUCGCCCAAGCCGCGGGUCACGUGGAGGCGAGCGGACCGGAGGAUACAGCCCAGUAAAAGGAUGAUGCUGUUGAGGAACAACACUCUGAGGAUCGUCAACGCCAGCCGAGCGGACGAAGGCGGUUACGUGUGCCGGGCCGAGAAUCAACUGGGCUGGGCUGAGAUGACGGCCACGCUGUGGGUGAAAGAGGCCAUGCGCUUGGAGCUGAGUCCGAGCCGCGUGGAGGUGACCGUGGGCGAGAGCGUGGUGCUCAGCUGCAAGGCCACGCACGACACCUCGCUGGACGUCGCCUUCCAGUGGAUGUUCGACCACAAGCCAAUCAGCUUCCAGCAGGGAGGCGGCGGCCACUUUGAGUACAUCCAGACAGUCCGAGCCAAACAGUCGUCCACGGUGGAUUUGAUGAUUAGGAGCAUUUUGCUGAAGCAUGCUGGGAAGUACGGCUGCAGGGCCCAAACCAGCGCCGACACCAUGAGCGCGGAGUCGGAACUUCUUGUUCGAGGUCCUCCCGGCCCUCCCGGUGUCGUGAUUGUGGAGGAGAUCACUGAGACCACCGCCACCCUGUCGUGGACCCGCGGCUUGGACAACCACAGUCCGAUCAAUACCUAUCACCUACAGGCCCGCAGUCCCUUUUCAUUGGGAUGGCAAACGGUCAAAACAGACCCAGAACCCGUCACCGGGGACUUGGAGUCGGCCGUGGCCGUAGAACUCAACCCCUGGGUGGAGUACGAGUUCCGAGUUGUUGCCAGCAAUGCCAUCGGUACGGGAGAUCCCAGCGCUCCUUCCAGAGGAGUGCGGAGCAAAGAAGCAGUGCCCUCAGUGGCGCCGGCGAAUGUGAGUGGCGGGAAUGGCCGCAGGCACGAACUGGUCAUCUCUUGGGAGCCCGUGUCGGAGGAGUUCCAAAACGGCGAGGGCUUCGGCUACAUCGUGGCCUUCCGCGCCAACGGCACGCGAGGCUGGAAGGAGAAGAUGGUGACGUCGGCCGACUCCACCACGUACAAAUACCGCGACGAGACCUUCCCGCCGCUGACUCCCUUUGAGGUGAAAGUGGGCGUGUACAACAACAAGGGCGACGGGCCAUUCAGCCCGGUCGUCGUCAUCUACUCGGCCGAGGGCGAGCCCAGAGAGGCGCCAUCGGACGUGAAAGCCUAUGCAAUUUCGGCUUCGCAAAUCAGAGUCACAUGGAGGCCGCCUAACCCUGGUCCCGGAAGACCCAAAGGAUACGAGGUGAGCUACUGGAGAGCGUCCGAGAAGGAGGACUCCGGCUGGAAACAGAGAACUACAAAAAACGACACCACCCUGGUGCUGGGGGGCUUGGAAGGCAACAGGCAGUAUGUGCUCACCGUCAAAGGCUUCAACAGCAUCGGACAAGGACCCGCCAGUGCCUCCGUCAUGGCCAAGACCAGGAAAGCCCCUCCUGUGCAGCCUCCGGGCAACCUGUUGUGGAUUCAAGAGGGCAACAAUGUGUCUUUAAGCUGGGACCCAGUUAAGUCCAAGGAAAAUGAGUCUGACGUCAUCGGCUACAUGGUGUUACUAAAGCAGGAGGGCCGCGGCCACAACCAGGUGACUCGCACCAUCAACCCGUCCACCACGCUUUCGCUUCCGGAGGGCGGCACGUACAUCAUCGAGGUGCGCGCCCUUAGCGAGGGCGGCGAAGGGCUGGUCAGCUCGCAAAUACGACUCGUCACCUCUUCCGGUGUGCGGGCAAAGAGCGGCGAGUGCAAACAGAACCUGACGUGGUCUGUGUUGCUCCUGGUUCUGCUGGUGCCUUCAGCGUCCUGUGCUUCGUCUCAUUGACCCCCCCGGGGACUACGGAACAUGAAUACUUCACGGAAAGAUGCAAUGGGAGCACGAGCAGGAUUAUCUGGGACAUGUGCAUCGCCCACCCCCCCUGCCCUCCCGCAUCACCUCCUCCUUCCUCUGGCUGCCCGACUAGCCAGGCGGCAGAAAACUCACUCGAAGAAAGAAGUGCUUUUUUUUCUUCUUCUUCUUAAUGGACCAAACCACGAUGGCUCGGACUACUUUCCAAGACUUGCUUUUUUUUGUACAUUGUGUUACCUUUUAGAGAAAAACACGGUGGUGCGUAUCGGCUUUGUUUCUGUUGGUAGCAGCGCUUUGGUGCUCCGUGGCCCGCGUUGGUGGAAGUACAGUAGGCAGCAUUUAGGGACUUCUGGUGACCAAUAAAUGUGAUGUAUAUUUUUACAA